Sorghum bicolor (sorghum) is the source of this 852-nucleotide messenger RNA. RefSeq lists its product as uncharacterized. The transcript has 2 exons. The record is from RefSeq and is a predicted model, not a curated record. The coding region runs from base 13 to 408 and encodes 131 amino acids. Lineage: Eukaryota; Viridiplantae; Streptophyta; Magnoliopsida; Poales; Poaceae.
CCUGCCACAAAGAUGGCUUCCUGUUCCUCAUCGCCAAGGCGGCCACCCAUCCCUCUCCUCCUCCUCUUCCUCUUCCACUUCUCCUCCGUCCUCGCCGCAUCAGCUCCUCCAGCCUCAUCACAACAGGCUGGUACCGGCGGCGGCGGCGGAAAUGUGACGGAGCCGGCGGCGUGGACGCCACGGCUGAGGAAGACGUUCCUGGACGGCGGCGGCAUCGAGCACUGGCGCGGGCGGCGGCUGGUGGGGCGGUUCCAGGUGUGCGCGGUAUGCACCUGCUGCGGGGGCCAGCACGGGAUGUGCAUCCCGGCGCCCUGCUGCUACGCCAUCAACUGCAACAUCCCCAACCGCCCCUUCGGCGUCUGCUCCUUCACCCCGCGCACCUGCAACUGCUUCAACUGCCAUCUCUAGCCUAGCCUAGCCUAGCCUAGCCGCCAUGGAUGCAGCAAAGGAACCAAGGUGUGGCCAACUGCUGCUGGAGUGCUGGAUCCAUCCAUGGUUUUGAUUGUUUCUCUUUUUGAGUUGAGUUCGGUUGCCGAUGGAAGGGAAGGGAAGGGAUUCGUGGUGACAGAUUCGUUAAUUUGGGGAACCGAUUGGAAGAGUUCAUCAUCAUCGCAUAAUUAAUACUAGUACCGUUAGUAGUAUAUACACUCCUGUCCUACAUUGUAGCCAUGACUCAUAGUAGGCAGCAGUAUGGUGAUGAUGGUUGGAUUAAUUCAGCUUUUUCUGCUCUUGCUUGGUGAUCUUCAACUUAAAUUGUGGAUAUAAUCAAGUCCUAGUAUCUUUGUUUCUCUGAAGUAUGCUACUUGUACUGUAUUAUUUUAUUUAUUUAUUUAUUUAUUGCCUUAUGGUUUA